This is a messenger RNA of Drosophila sechellia, 1134 nucleotides long. Its product is annotated as cilia- and flagella-associated protein 299. NCBI's taxonomy places the organism in Eukaryota, Metazoa, Arthropoda, Insecta, Diptera, Drosophilidae. The record is from RefSeq and is a predicted model, not a curated record. The transcript has 2 exons. Bases 39 to 755 code for a protein of 238 amino acids.
ACAGGUAUAUACAAUCAUUUGUAUUUCUAACCCACCACAUGGAGGACUCACAAGGGAAACACGCCGGUUCCAAAGGAUUUCGGGCUUUGGAAAAUCUAAAACAGGAUAUCGCCUACAACCACUAUUUGAAUUCGUUUGUCAAGCUGGAGGACAGGCGGUAUCUGCCCAACGAUAAUAUCAUACAUCAACUAGUCCCCCUGAGGUUCGCAGUGGGAACAAGCGUGAUGACGCCCACCCAGUUCAACGAGGAGCACUUCUCCCCACUGGGAACGCGCUUCUAUUUCAGCGAUCAUAAUGUCACCAAUGAUCCACUGACUAUGGCACUUCUCAAGAGAGAAAAGCUGAAUGCAACUAAAACGAUUUCAACCAUCGUAUUCGUGAGCACCCGAGACUCCAAGGGCUUCAAUAUAUCCGGCUACAUCGACUUGGAACACAGUUUGCGCAGGUACAAGACCGCUGGAUCGAAGUCUCAUCCGUGGGCAGAUAUUUUUGCCGGUCGCCGCCGCCUGGAGCCCAAUCAACAUGAUCUGAGCUUCAUCAAUUGGAGCAACGGCAGGGUGUUCUCCAAUGACUCGGAUAACUACAAGGUUAUUCCGGAUGCCGUCAAGGGUUUGUGCUUCGCGCACAAGGGCGAUGGUUCGAUGCUCAGCAUAGAGAAGUAUAUAACCGAAGAGCAUCCGUUGUGCAAAUUUAUAGAAUCACCGAAACACGGAUCCACUGUCGUCUACGAUCAUUAUAUACGGCGAAAGAUGUGAUUGCUGCCAGUUCACAUUAUAAUCGAAACAUAAAUUCAGAAUGCACUUCAACCGAUCAUCAAAGAGCUUUUCCUGGCAAUCAACGAAUUUUAGAAAUCAAAACAAUAUCGUGAUCAUGAAGCUGGCAGCCAGGGAGAGGAUAAACAAUCGCCAGACUGACUGAUGCCGCCGACGUCAUGGACAAGCGUCGCAGGGAAAUGCGCGAGAGCACGUUGCGUAUACGACAUGUGGUACGGACUCUCCGCUGCCGUGAACUGGAGAGAGUUUCCCCCAGCUGAGAUCCCAUUCUUGGCCGUGCCAGUGAGUUCCGGCAGUCAGUAGGCGUGCGAAGCGCUCCAAGACUGGGUGCUUCCGUUGCGUGAAAAUAAAUUGUGUAGAA